This is a messenger RNA of Corythoichthys intestinalis (scribbled pipefish), 2959 nucleotides long. RefSeq names its product staufen double-stranded RNA binding protein 1 (gene stau1). NCBI's taxonomy places the organism in Eukaryota, Metazoa, Chordata, Actinopteri, Syngnathiformes, Syngnathidae. Gene Ontology annotation, biological process: anterograde dendritic transport of messenger ribonucleoprotein complex; intracellular mRNA localization; germ cell development. Gene Ontology annotation, cellular component: neuron projection; neuronal cell body; plasma membrane. The transcript has 15 exons. Gene Ontology annotation, molecular function: mRNA binding; double-stranded RNA binding. The record is from RefSeq and is a predicted model, not a curated record. The coding region runs from base 259 to 2334 and encodes 691 amino acids.
UGCGACGUCACUUCCGGAAGCGGACUCAAGCCCAGGCCAUUCUCUUUAGUGUUUGCCCUGUCUCCCCAUGGUCAUCUCCACCGCCCACAAUUUGAUGUAAAAGAAAAUGAACAAAUAAGCCCUGGAAAGUGGCCAUAUUUAAACUGGAACAACAUUUAAAUACUGCGUCCUAUUGAGCAACGUCAAUCUUUCCACGAGGACGAAAGUUCCCUACAUUUCCUAUCAAAGGCAUCCCCCGACAAAGUUAGAAAAGCAAGGAUGUCUCAGUUCCAGUGUCCGGCUGGUCCCAUGCCUGCCACCCCUGCUCCACUGCAGCUGGGGCAGCCUCAGCCAGGCUUUAGCAUCCCCUGCGCUGCAAGCACGUUGGCAUCUGAGAGCGCCAGUCAGCCUGUCAGGAGCUCCGCUCUCCCUGCCGGCUCAGCCACUCCCUACUCUACAGUCAAUGUAUCUAACAUGGCAAACCCUAAAGAGAAGACUCCAAUGUGUUUGGUGAAUGAGUUAGCCCGUUUCAACAAGCUCCAACCUGAGUAUAAGCUACUGAGUGAACAAGGACCAGCUCACUGCAAAAUUUUCUCAGUACGGCUCACGCUGGGAGAUCAGCACUGGGAUGCCGAGGGGACCAGCAUCAAAAAGGCCCAGCAUUCCGCUGCCACAUCUGCCUUGGCUGAGACUGUACUUCCCAAGCCCACCAUCAGGACACCACGUAACACAGGCAAGAAGCCAGACGGUAUGAUUCAAAUAAUGGAGUUAAAUGCAUUAUGCGCAAAACUUAAUAAAAAGCCCAUAUACAAACCCUUCGACCAAUACCCAAUGAGACCACCAAACAUGAAUUACGGUGUCCGUAUCCCGGGGCCCUAUCAGCGCUCUAUGCACCAUUACUACUACCCGUUUUCCGCCAUGGGACCAAUGUUAUACCACAUGGAACUAUCUAUCGGAGGUCAGCGCUUUGUAGGCAGAGGGCGCACGCGACAGCUUGCCAAACAGGAUGCUGCUGUGAAGGCUUUAAGAGUCCUACAGAAAGAGCCUAUAUUGCAGCAGAUGCCAGAGGUGAAAGAAGAGCCUGAGGAAGAGAACCUCAACAAAUCAGAAAUCAGUCAAGUUUUUGAGAUGGCAUUGAAGCGCAACCUACCUGUAAAUUUUGAGGUGUUAAAAGAAGAAGGCCCACCACACAUCAAGAGCUUUGUGGUGCGUGUUGUAGUGGGAGAGUUUACUGGAGAGGGAGAGGGUAAGAGUAAAAAGAUUGCCAAGAAGUUGGCAGCUGCUGCUGUGCUCGGUCAUUUGAAGAGUUUACCUCACAUACCCAGCGUGGAGAAGACGCUGCCACGUAUCAAGAAGAAAACCAAAUCCAUCAUCAAGCUGCAGACCAGCCCAGAAUACGGCCAGGGAAUGAAUCCCAUCAGCCGUCUGGCCCAGAUUCAGCAGGCCAAGAAGGAGAAGGAACCAGAAUAUACCUUGGUGAUGGAGAGAGGGCUGCCGAGGCGUCGUGAGUUCGUCAUGCAGGUCAGCGUCUGCGGACAGUCUGCCGAGGGUAUGGGGCCCAGUAAAAAGGUGGCCAAGAAGAAUGCAGCGGAAAAAUUAUUGGAAAUACUGGGAUAUAAAGUGCCUCAGCCUCAGCCCCCAAAACCGGCACUUAAAACUGAAGAGAGGGCCCCAGUAAAAAAACCUGGUGAUGGGCGUAAAGUGACAUUCUUUGAGCCCGGUUCAGGGGAGGAGGUACCACUCGGUUCCAAGGACGAGGAGUUCCGCCUGCCUUACUUGAGCCACCAGCAGCUGCCUGCAGGCAUCCUGCCUAUGGUGCCUGAGGUGGCUCAAGCGGUCGGGGCCUGCCAAGGACCACAGGCCAAGGACUACGGCCGAGCAACACCAAACCCAGGCAAGGCCAACGUCACUGCCAUAAUUGCCAACGAGCUAUUGUACGCCGGCACGUCCCAGACGGCUGAGGCUAUCCUUAAGAACAAAAAUAUCCUGAACCAGACGCCCCACGGGCCCCUCACCAGGUCCUCGGAGCAACUCGCUUACCUUGCAUCUGUGCAGGGUCUGCAGGUGGAAUACAAAGAUUUCCCUAAAAAUAAUAAGAAUGAGUUUGUAUCAUUGAUUAACUGCUCUUCUCAGCCACCACUCAUCAGCCAUGGAAUGGGAAAAGACAUAGAAUCCUGUCAUGAUAAGGCUGCACUUAAUAUAUUAAAACUGCUGUCUGAGUACGACCAGUUGUCAAAUGAGCGAACAGGAAAUGGAGCAGCUUCUGGGUGUGGCAAACAGGAUGUUGAGGGCGAGAAGCACCCCAAACCGGGUAAUUCAAGCACAAUGGCUUCGCCCCUGGACGGUGGCAUUUAGACCAUUAUAUUAAAUUGACUGUAAAAGCACUAGUGAAAACUUGAAGACACUGUUCCAGAUUUGCUGCAAGACAUUUUUUCGUGGCCAUUCAAGCGUCAGUCAUGCUAACCGUUGUACCCUGCACGCAGUUAAACAGGAUUGAACUGAACGUUUUGGUUUUGCUUUUCUUGAUGUUGUUUAAUUGUAUGUUCUUUUGUUGCUCCCUAGUGGGAAUAGCUGCAUCCUAGUUAGUGAUUCGGGGCUUCACUUGGAUAUAAAAACUGUGAAAAAUGUCAUUUUAACUCUUGUUUUUAAGUAUUACUAUGUUUUACUAGCCAAUUGAGGUUAUUCAUUUAAAACAAAAAGUCCCAUAUCUUUUUUUCAACUUUGUCUAGGGUGCAGCUUUGGAUGUUUGAGUUUUUUUUUUUUUUUUUCCCCAUUAAAAAAGUGAUGUGUUACCGACAUUUACCAUGCAGACCUGGGAAGAAAGUAUGUUACUUUAAAUGUAGCGUGUAAUGUAACUUGAUGUUGUCGCCACUGUAGGUGGUGGAGCAGUCUUAACUCCUUUUCCCUCCUAUGUCGGCCUCUCAUCUCUCUCUGCUUCUCAGUAAUUAAACAUGCGUGUUCCUACGCUAUCAACAAACAA